AUGGACGCAAGCACAAAGGUGAAGAAAGGAGCCGGAGGAAGGAAAGGAGGAGGACCAAGGAAGAAAUCGGUGACAAGAUCUGUUAGAGCCGGACUUCAAUUUCCAGUCAGUAGAAUCGGUCGUUUUUUGAAAAAAGGAAGAUAUGCUCAGCGUGUUGGAACUGGUGCUCCGGUUUACUUGGCCGCUGUUCUCGAAUAUCUCGCUGCUGAGGUUCUCGAGUUAGCCGGAAAUGCAGCACGUGACAACAAGAAGAAUAGAAUUAGUCCAAGGCAUUUGUUGUUGGCUGUGAGGAAUGAUGAAGAGCUUGGAAAAUUACUUGCUGGCGUUACCAUUGCUCAUGGUGGUGUUCUUCCUAACAUCAACCCUGUUCUUUUGCCUAAGAGGACUGAAAGUGCCUCUUCUUCUGCUAAGGAACCUAAAUCUCCAUCCAAGGCCAAGAAAACUCCCACCAAGAAAACUCCCACCAAGAAAGCUUAG
Lathyrus sativus (Indian pea) is the source of this 477-nucleotide messenger RNA. The record is from the annotation of a GenBank genome assembly. Lineage: Eukaryota; Viridiplantae; Streptophyta; Magnoliopsida; Fabales; Fabaceae.